This is a messenger RNA of Ziziphus jujuba (common jujube), 1751 nucleotides long. RefSeq names its product protein PLASTID TRANSCRIPTIONALLY ACTIVE 14. The transcript is spliced from 13 exons. NCBI's taxonomy places the organism in Eukaryota, Viridiplantae, Streptophyta, Magnoliopsida, Rosales, Rhamnaceae. The coding region runs from base 128 to 1582 and encodes 484 amino acids. Gene Ontology annotation, molecular function: protein binding; protein-lysine N-methyltransferase activity. Gene Ontology annotation, cellular component: plastid-encoded plastid RNA polymerase complex; chloroplast thylakoid. Gene Ontology annotation, biological process: chloroplast organization; plastid transcription; thylakoid membrane organization. The record is from RefSeq and is a predicted model, not a curated record.
UCAAAGCAGCGGGGGACAGAACAGAAUGACUGCCAAAGUGGAUAACGUUGUCAAGCUCGUUAAAAGGCUCUCUCUUUCUCAUCUGCUUGAGCUUCACUUGUAAUAUUUUCUCUAACAUCCUUCUCCAAUGGCCUCCUCUGUUUCUCUUAAGCAACUCUCUCACUGCUUCUUCUCCAACGCCCAGACCCAGUUUAAAGACUUAAAGCAUGGAUGGUCACCAAGAUCCAGAUAUUAUUCUACCAAUGACACAAAUAUUAGCAUUCAGCCCAUCAAAGCCGCCGCCAAUAGUCCUCCAUUUCCACUGUUCCAGUCUACUAAAGUUGAAGAAUCGGCCUCUGAGUUGGAGCCGGCAGACCCUGAUUUCUACAAGAUAGGGUAUGUUCGAAGCAUGAGAGCUUAUGGAGUUGAAUUUAAAGAAGGGCCGGAUGGUUUUGGAGUUUAUGCUUCCAAAGAUGUUGAGCCACUUCGCCGUGCCAGGAUGAUAAUGGAAAUCCCAUUGGAACUGAUGCUGACCAUAAGCCAGAAGCUCCCAUGGAUGUUUUUCCCAGACAUAAUACCAGUGGGUCAUCCAAUAUUCGAUAUUAUUAACUCAACUGAUCCAGAGACAGAUUGGGAUCUAAGGUUAGCAUGUCUUCUUUUAUAUGCAUUGGAUCAGAAGGAUAACUUUUGGCAGUUGUAUGGUGACUUUUUACCUAGUGCAGAUGAGUGCACCAGUUUGCUUCUAGCUACAGAGGAAGAUCUAUUGGAGCUCCAGGAUCCCAAUCUUACUUCAACUAUGAGAGAACAACAAGAGCGGGCCUUAAAAUUUUGGGAAAAGAAUUGGCACUCUGGUGUACCCCUUAAAAUUAAGCGUCUUGCCCGUGACCCUGAAAGAUUCAUGUGGGCAGUGAGUAUUGCACAGUCACGAUGCAUAAGCAUGCAAAUGAGGAUUGGUGCUCUAGUUCAAGAUGCAAAUAUGCUAGUACCUUAUGCCGACAUGCUAAACCAUUCUUUCCAGCCAAACUGCUUUUUCCAUUGGCGUUUUAAAGAUCGCAUGCUUGAGGUGAUGAUAAAUGCAGGACAACGAAUUAGAAAAGGAGAUGAGAUGACCGUCAAUUACAUGAGCCCCCAGAAAAAUGACAUGUUCAUGCAAAGAUAUGGGUUUUCUUCAUCUGUGAAUCCUUGGGAUGUGAUCCAGUUCUCUGGCAAUGCACGUAUACAUUUGGAUUCCUUCUUAUCCGUUUUCAAUAUAUCUGGCCUUCCUGAAGAAUAUUAUCACAACAGUAGGCUAUCCAAUAGUGGAGAUACAUUUGUAGAUGGAGCGGUCAUAGCAGCAGCAAGAACACUGCCCACUUGGUCAGAUGGAGACGUGCCUCCAAUGCCAGGCAUGGAAAGGAGAGCUGUGAAGGAAUUGCAGGAAGAAUGCUUACAGAUGCUUGGAGAGUUUCCCACUACCUCAAAGCAAGAUCAAAAAAUUCUUGAUUCUAUGCCGCAAGCUAGAAGAACCCUUGCAGCUGCAAUCAAGUAUAGGUUACAUCGAAAGUUAUUCAUGGAGAAAGUCAUACAGGCAUUGGAUAUUUAUCAAGAGCGAAUAUUGUUCUGAUCCUAUAUUGUUUUCUUCAACUGGAAAAUUUUGUUAGGUAGAGAACUUGUCGGAGUGGUCAUUCAUUGAAAAUUUUUAUGCCAAAGUUAGGGAAUGCAUGUCUCUGUAAACUCACAUUUUGCUAGCCAAUCAUGUAUAAAACAUAAUCUACCUAGAAAUUCAAGCUUCA